This is a messenger RNA of Zalophus californianus (California sea lion), 743 nucleotides long. Its product is annotated as erythroid membrane-associated protein-like. Bases 94 to 702 code for a protein of 202 amino acids. The transcript has 7 exons. NCBI's taxonomy places the organism in Eukaryota, Metazoa, Chordata, Mammalia, Carnivora, Otariidae. The record is from RefSeq and is a predicted model, not a curated record. Gene Ontology annotation, molecular function: protein binding.
UUAACUACAGAGAAAGGUAAACUUCAAGAAGAGAAUGAACUCUUAAUCACUCAGAAAGGAAAGCUUCAUGAAGAACUUGAAAGGAUAAAACUCAUGGGAGAAGAAGGGUUGAAACUUGCUCGAAGAUAUGCAGAAAAUGUUACCCUGGAUCCAGAGACAGCUCACCGAUAUCUCCGAGUUGCUGAGGACAAUAAAAGUGUGAAAGGAGGUGAUACCUUGCAAGAACUGCCCGAAAGUAGGCAGCGGUUUGAAAACCUAGUCUGUGUAUUAGGUCAGCAAUUUUUUUCCAAAGGUAGACACUACUGGGAAGUGAAUGUGAAAAAGAAAGAAAAAUGGACUCUGGGCAUUUGUAAACAUUCUAUCCGCAGACAAGGAGAAAUCAUCGUGUCCCCAGAAACUGGGUUCUGGACACUGUGUUUGAAUAGAAGUAAGGACUACCAAGCUCUUGCAAAUCCACGGAUAACACUCCACCUUGAGGAAUCUCCUGAGAUUAUUGGAAUCUUCCUGGACUAUGAGGCUGGGAGGGUGUCCUUUUAUAACGUGACCAACCUGACUCACAUCUACACCUACAAAGAGUGCUUCACUGAGGCCUUGAGACCAUACUUUUAUCCUGGCCCCCUCUACAAUGGUCAAAAUGAACACCCUCUGACCAUCCUGUCAUUAAGGUACAUAAACAAGCCAGGAAGAAGAUGUUCUGUGUGACUGAGGAAGAAAUGCCUUAUUCUAAAUCUGCUGAAACUUGA